CUGUCACUGUGACCCCAAUAAAGACACCUUCCUAUACAUCCUAAUCGACAUAACUUCGGGAGGGCUGAGAUAAGAAUCCAGCAGCUGCCAGCCGACUAGGGCGGUAGUCGGCUUUUGCAUUGUCCUAGCCUUUUAGCUGUGUGUGUGACUGAGUGGCGAUGCUGGCCCUAUUUAACAAGCUCUUGGACUGGUUCAAGGCCCUCUUUUGGAAGGAAGAGAUGGAGCUCACCCUGGUGGGGCUGCAGUACUCUGGGAAGACCACCUUUGUCAACGUGAUUGCGUCCGGACAUUUUAAUGAAGAUAUGAUUCCAACUGUUGGCUUUAACAUGCGGAAAAUCACAAAAGGAAAUGUAACUAUCAAGCUCUGGGACAUUGGGGGACAACCGCGCUUUCGAAGUAUGUGGGAGAGAUAUUGUCGGGGAGUGAGUGCUAUUGUCUAUAUGGUGGAUGCUGCGGAUCAAGACAAAAUUGAAGCAUCGAAAAAUGAACUACAUAAUUUACUGGACAAAGCGCAGCUGCAAGGCAUUCCAGUUCUUGUACUUGGAAACAAGAGAGAUAUUUCAGGUGCUCUUGAUGAAAAAGAACUAAUUGAAAAAAUGAACCUUUCAGCCAUACAAGACCGGGAAAUCUGCUGCUAUUCUAUUUCUUGCAAAGAAAAGGACAAUAUUGAUAUAACACUACAGUGGCUUAUCCAGCACUCUAAAUCACGAAGGAGCUGAGAAGAUCUAAACUUUACUUGCCUCCUGUUAACGUCCUGGAGAAUGUUUUGCUUUUCAAAUAGUAUGAAGAAAGACAUUAAAAUAUUAGGGAUUCUCGCUUUCUUAUCCCUCCUCUUUGUGUGUAGUUCUUCUUUCAACA
Molecule: messenger RNA, 858 nt
Organism: Nanorana parkeri
Lineage: Eukaryota; Metazoa; Chordata; Amphibia; Anura; Dicroglossidae
Product: ADP-ribosylation factor-like protein 8A
Exons: 7
Coding region: 159-719 (186 amino acids)
Biological process (GO): anterograde axonal transport; protein transport
Cellular component (GO): lysosomal membrane
Molecular function (GO): GTP binding; GTPase activity
Source: RefSeq, a predicted model, not a curated record